AUGUACGUUAGCCUACUUCCUAUUUACAAGAAGGUGCCAUGGAAGAGUAUUGUUUUGCAUCCCAUCAUCCAUCCAAGAUUUAAAUUCACAUGUUGGCUAGCUGCUUGGCAAAGAUUCGCUACAGCUGACAGACUACUGAAAGUUGGAGUCCAAGUUCCCCUAGAGUGCAGCUUCUGUAACAAUGCAAUGGAGACUGUAGAGCAUUUGUUCUCUGAUUGCUCUGUCACUAAGGCUUUCUGGACAAGAUCACUGAUUUGGUUAGGCUAUUCUAGAAGAAUUGGUGACUGGAAAAAUGAACUACAAUGGGUCAACACUCAGGUUAAAGGUACAUCUGGAAAGCGUCCUCUAGUUAGUUGUGUUUUCGCUACACUGGUUGCAGUGAUAUGGAGGGAAAGGAAUAAAAUCAGGUUUGAACAGGGCCAGCUUCACGUGGACAAGUUGGGCAGGGAAAUUUCAUAUCAUCUUCAUGUGAGAGCUCAAGGUCGUCCAAGUUGGAAGGCUGCUCUUACUUUGAUAGAUGGAGUUCCAUCGAGUAGGGCAGACAUUGUCCAUUUGAAUGUCAAGGUAGUCAUUGAAUAG
Solanum pennellii is the source of this 579-nucleotide messenger RNA. RefSeq lists its product as uncharacterized. The record is from RefSeq and is a predicted model, not a curated record. The transcript has a single exon. Bases 1 to 579 code for a protein of 192 amino acids. Lineage: Eukaryota; Viridiplantae; Streptophyta; Magnoliopsida; Solanales; Solanaceae.